UAUCCUUUAAUGGCUAAAUGAUUUCGAAGUUAUCGAUCAUUAUUACUACUAGCUAGAAAUCGGGGACGUCCUCUCUUUCAUUUUCCACAAAAUACGCAAAGCGGCAUGACCAUUUUGACGAGCAACCAGCUAUAGGUUAGCUCAUACCAAAGGCCAGUGUUAAUCAUCAGCUAUAAGUUUCUCAUAUAAAGACUCUCUUCCCUCCAUUCCAUACGCAGCAUCUAUCUAAGCAUCAAAAUGGAGAAAUCACUAGAGACAGAGCAUCCCAUCAAGGCCUACGGAUACGCUGCGAAAGACACUUCUGGAACCUUCUCACCCCUCACCUUCUCCAGAAGAGCUACAGGGGAUAACGACGUUAGAUUCAAAGUUUUGUAUUGUGGAAUCUGCCAUUCGGAUCUUCAUUAUGCUAAGAACGAAUGGCUCGCGUCUACUUAUCCACUAGUUCCAGGGCAUGAGAUUGUGGGUGUCGUCACCGAAGUAGGAAGCAAAGUAGAGAAAUUCAAAGUUGGUGAAACAGUUGGCGUUGGAUGCUUGGUGGGAUCAUGCAGAUCAUGUCAAAACUGUUCUAACAAUCUUGAACAACACUGCCCCAAGAUGAUCAUGACCUAUGCUUCUACUAACUUCGAUGGCACACUCACAUAUGGUGGCUACUCUGACCACAUGGUUUCCGAUGAGCAUUUUGUGCUGCAUUGGCCAGACAAUUUGCCACUUGAUUCCGGUGCUCCAUUGCUAUGUGCUGGGAUCACAACUUACAGCCCCCUCAGACACUACGGACUUGACAAGCCUGGUAUGAAGAUCGGGAUAGUUGGUCUUGGUGGACUCGGUCAUGUUGCAGUGAAGUUCGCUAAGGCUUUUGGUGCUGAAGUUACAGUUUUCAGUACGACCCCAGAGAAGAAGGAGGAAGCACUUGAAAGACUUAAAGCUGACCAUUUCAUUGUUAGCAAAGACGUGGAACAAAUGCAGGCUGCUACUGGAACACUUGAUGGUAUCCUAGAUACUGUUUCUGCACCUCAUCCAAUUGCACCGUUUAUUGAUAUCCUCAAAACGGCUGGGAAGCUUGUUCUUGUUGGUGUGCCGGAGAAACCACAUGAGUUGCCAGCAUUUCCUUUGAUCUUAGGGAGGAAGAUUAUUGGUGGUAGUAGCAUCGGAGGACUAAGAGAGACUCAAGAAAUGCUUGUUUUCUGUGCGAUGCAUGGAAUAACAUCGGAUAUAGAAGUUAUCUCGAUAGAUUAUGUGAACACAGCCAUGGAUCGUCUCUUAAAAUCUGAUGUUAGGUAUCGGUUUGUGAUCGACGUUGCGAAUUCAAUCAAGGCUCCACUUCAAACAUGAGAUGCAGAAGUUGAUGAAGGUUUCAGCAGAACUUGGUUGUACUUUUAAAGAUUUAUUCAAUAUUAUGAUACUAGUUGUAACUUGCAACAAAAUAACAAAAAUGAUCAGAACCAUCACAAUUUUAUUUAAUAAAAUGGUGUUAAAAAUACGUUGUAACACAA
Messenger RNA from Lactuca sativa (garden lettuce), 1490 nucleotides. RefSeq names its product mannitol dehydrogenase. The record is from RefSeq and is a predicted model, not a curated record. Lineage: Eukaryota; Viridiplantae; Streptophyta; Magnoliopsida; Asterales; Asteraceae. Gene Ontology annotation, molecular function: oxidoreductase activity, acting on the CH-OH group of donors, NAD or NADP as acceptor; zinc ion binding.